ACUGUCACAGUGUAGAACAUAAAGUAAAAUAGAAACAACCUCUCUCCAUGACUGUCUUUCUCUUUAUCUCCUCCCCCUGAGUUCUCUUCUCUCAUGAGUUUGCUGUGUGUAUGCAGAAGGGUCAUAAGGAGACAGUGGGGGAAAAGCGGCCACUAAAGGUAGCUGGACAAACAGAGGAGGCUGGAGAGGGAUGAAGCAGUUUGUUGUGUGAGCUGUUAGCACUGCAGUCAGAGAUACUGUACAGUAGAGUAGAACACAUCCACAGAACGAUCUGCCUUCGGUACAGGGCAGGGAGCCUUCCGUCUCUCCAGUAACUACCUUGUCACUGUAGAUAUGCUGUUACCUGCAUUGCUGCUCUCUCUAUCCUGGAUUAUUGGAAAGAACUUUGCAUCUUCGGAUAAUGAGCAAUCGGACUUCUCCUGUCCUCUUGGAUAUUUCCCUUGUGGCAACAUCACAAAAUGUCUUCCUCAGUUGAUGCAUUGUAACGGAGUGGAUGAGUGUGGAAAUCAAGCCGAUGAAGAUAACUGUGGAGACAACAAUGGAUGGUCUCAGCAGCUUGAUAAACAUUUUGAGAAACAAAAUGAGAAGUUUGGGCUGAAUAUGUUUGAUUCAGACAUGAGGGCAGCGGAAUGCUUGCUUGGUGGGGUGCCAGCUUCAUGUUUGUGCCAGGCCUUAGAACUUGAUUGUGAUGGAGCCAAAUUACGCAGUGUCCCUUCUGUCUCUUCAAAUGUGACCAUGAUGUUACUGCAACAUAAUAUGUUAAAGAAACUUGGGCCAAAUGGAUUCUACCAGUAUACAGACUUGCGUAAAUUGUAUCUACAACAUAAUACAAUUAGGACUGUAUCUGUGCAUGCAUUCAGAGGUCUACACAACCUAACAAAGCUUUAUUUGAGUCAUAAUGCUAUAACCACGCUUAAACCCGGAGUAUUCCGAGAUCUCCACAAACUGGAAUGGUUAGUCAUUGAGAACAACAAAAUUAACCAGCUCUCCCCCCAGGUGUUUCUAGGAUUGGAUUCCCUUAUACUUCUAGUAAUGCUGAACAACUUCUUGGGUCGAUUGCCUGACAAACCUCUCUGUCAACACAUGCCUAAACUAAACUGGCUAGAUUUUGAAGGUAAUAACAUUCCCACCUUAAAGAACACAACCUUUAGUUCCUGCACUACGCUAACUGUCCUAGUUCUGCGUAAGAACAAAAUCCUCACCAUAAGCAGCAGCGCCUUUUCCUCCCUGUCUAGAUUGGAUGAGCUGGACUUGGCUAAUAACAGAAUCAAAGCAUUUUCUCCAUCUUUACUUAAGGACAUGAAGGAAUUAUCACAAUUGAAUAUUUCCUAUAACCCCAUACAGAAGAUUCAAGCAGACCAGUUUGAUUAUGUACUGACACUGAAAUCCCUAAGCCUUGAGGGAAUUGAAAUUCCAAAUAUCCAAAGAAGAAUGUUCUUGCCACUGAAGAACCUCACUCACAUAUAUUUUAAGAAAUUCCAGUACUGCGGCUUUGCCCCCCAUGUUCGGAACUGCAAACCAAACACAGAUGGGAUCUCAUCUCUGGAGAACCUGCUUGCAAGUAUAGUUCAGCGAGUGUUUGUGUGGGUCGUGUCUGUGGCAACCUGCUUUGGGAACAUCUUUGUCAUCUGCACACGACCUUACAUCAGAUCUGAGAACAAGCUACAUGUCAUGUCCAUCAUUUCACUUUGUUGUGCUGAUUGUUUGAUGGGACUAUACUUAUUUGUUAUUGGAUAUUAUGAUCUUAAAUACAGAGGUGAAUAUAACAUGAAUGCCCAGGCCUGGAUGGACAGUACACAGUGUCGCCUGGUUGGAUCACUAGCUAUACUCUCCACAGAGGUGUCAGUCUUACUUCUUACCUAUUUGACUUUGGAAAAGUACAUUUGUAUUGUAUAUCCUUUCCGGUGUCUGAAGCCUGGAAAAUGCCGGACGAUCACAACGCUAAUACUUAUUUGGAUUAUUGGUUUUGUUAUUGCGUUUAUACCCCUCAGCAAUGAUAAUUUUUUCCACAACUACUAUGGUACAAAUGGGGUCUGCUUCCCACUACACUCUGAGCAACCCGAGAGCACUUCAGCUCAGAUCUAUUCUGUCAUCAUCUUCCUCGGUGUGAACUUGGCAGCUUUCAUCAUCAUUGUGUUUUCCUACAGUAGCAUGUUCUAUAGCAUCCAUCAAACUGCAAUAAUGGCAACUGAAAUUCACAAUCACAUCAAGAAAGAAAUGACCCUGGCCAAGCGUUUCUUCUUCAUCGUCUUCACAGAUGCACUCUGCUGGAUACCCAUUUUCAUACUUAAACUUCUAUCACUGCUUCAAGUUGAAAUACCAGGUUCCAUCAGUUCUUGGGUUGUGAUCUUCAUACUGCCAAUAAACAGUGCUCUGAAUCCCAUUAUUUAUACCAUUACAACCAGACCAUUUAAAGAAAUGAUUGGUCAGAUUUGGAAUAACUACAAACAACGUCAUUCAAUUGGGAAUAAUAAACAGAAAGCUUAUUCACCCUCAUAUUUUUGGGUGGAAAUGUGGCCACUACAAGACAAUUCUCCAGAGACAAUAAGACCUGAACUGUAUACAGACUCUGAAGUCUCAGUCACCACUCAUCCAACAAGGAUGAGCUACACAUAACACCUACAGCAGUAGGAAGAAUCGUUCUAGACUAUCCAAAAUGGGCAAGUGGACCUUAAAAGGAAACGGGUCAUUCACUCUUCUUACCAGUAUUCAUGUCUGACUGGACAAUAGAGAGAACUGGGACAAUCCUCUAAUCAGGAUUCAGUGAUAAUGGGAGGACAAGAUUAUAGAGUUUAUAUAUAUAUAUAUAUAUAUAUAUAUAUAUUUACAGUGAUGUCUGGAUUCAACCACUGAAAGACUGAAGCACAGCAAGGAUUGGAACAUAGACACAUGAUAAUGCCAGCAAAUACAUAGUUAAUCACUAUAUACUGUAUGCCAGAAAGGCUGUACACCAGGGCUCUACUCCAAUACAACACCGUUACCAGCUACACCCCAGAAACUGUAUUUGUAGACAACAUGCAGCUAGGAUGCUAUUGUAUCAGUAUGUAACUGGAUGAGUUGUACAUUAAGUGAUAAUAGGAUCUAUUCAUGAAAAAUC
This is a messenger RNA of Pseudophryne corroboree (corroboree frog), 3097 nucleotides long. RefSeq names its product relaxin family peptide receptor 1 (gene RXFP1). Gene Ontology annotation, molecular function: G protein-coupled peptide receptor activity; protein binding. The coding region runs from base 334 to 2616 and encodes 760 amino acids. Gene Ontology annotation, biological process: activation of adenylate cyclase activity; hormone-mediated signaling pathway; adenylate cyclase-activating G protein-coupled receptor signaling pathway. The transcript is spliced from 18 exons. Lineage: Eukaryota; Metazoa; Chordata; Amphibia; Anura; Myobatrachidae. The record is from RefSeq and is a predicted model, not a curated record. Gene Ontology annotation, cellular component: plasma membrane.